GGGGGGAAAAUAUAAGAAAGGGUAGAAAAGAAAAAGCAAAAAGAAAAAUUGAGAAAUCAAAAAACCCUAGGCCUUGUUUGUCUUCUCCAUCGAGUCUCCGCCUCAGUCUCGUCGGAUCUCUCUUCCUCUGCUGCUCCAUCAGUUUGGGUUUUACGGGCAGUUGAGGGAGAAUCGAGAGAUGGGGAAUAACAGGAAGGAGGAGUUGAAGGUGUACAAUUCGAUGACGCAGCAGAAGGAAGUGCUGCAGCCCCUGGUGGAGGGCAAGGUGGGCAUGUACGUCUGCGGGAUCACAGCUUACGAUUUCAGCCAUCUCGGCCACGCUCGGGCCGCCGUCGCUUUCGACCUCCUUUACAGAUAUCUACUACACUUGGGAUAUGAAGUUAAUUAUGUACGUAACUUCACCGAUGUUGAUGACAAGAUAAUUAAUCGGGCCAACGAAAAAGGGGAGAAUCCCUUGUCCUUAAGUGACCGUUUUUGCCAAGAAUACCGUAAGGACAUGGAUGAUCUCCAGUGCUUUACUCCCACUCACCAGCCCCGCGUUUCCGACCACAUGGAACAGAUCAAGGCCAUGAUUCAGCAGAUUAUUGAUAAUGGUUGUGCCUACGUAGUUGAUGGAGACGUGUUCUUCUCUGUUGACAGAAGCCUGGACUAUGGGCAAUUGUCAAGGCAGAGGGUUGAAAAUCAUAGAGCUGGCGAGCGCGUUGCAGUAGACUCACGAAAACGGGACCCUGCAGAUUUUGCUUUGUGGAAGGCUGCAAAGCCUGGUGAGCCAAGCUGGGAGAGCCCAUGGGGCCCAGGAAGGCCGGGGUGGCACAUAGAAUGCAGUGCAAUGAGUGCUCAUUACCUUUCCCACAAGUUUGAUAUUCAUGGUGGUGGAAUCGACUUGAUAUUCCCACACCACGAGAAUGAGAUAGCCCAGAGCCGUGCGGCAUGUCCAGAGACCCACAUCAAUUACUGGAUGCACAAUGGUCAUGUAACAAAUAACAAUGAGAAAAUGUCAAAAUCUCUUGGGAAUUUCUUCACGAUUCGUGAUAUCACUGAGCGAUACCAUCCAUUGGCCCUGAGGCACUUUCUGAUAAGUGCACACUAUCGAUCUCCUCUCAACUAUUCCCUUUUGCAGCUGGAAGGGUCCUCAGAUGCUGUUUAUUACAUAUACCAGACACUGAAAGACUGUGAAGAUGCUUUGGCGUCAUUUAAACAAGAAGGUAAUGAGCAACCCAAAAACAAGCCCGUGAAGGUGCUUCCUGCAGCUCAGGAGUGCAUAAACAAGGUCCGGAGUGAAUUUUAUGGCAAAAUGUCGGAUGACCUCAACACUUCUCACAUACUCACUGGUGCAUUUCAAGAUGCCUUGAAGUUCAUAAAUAGCAACUUGAACACCCUUAAGAAGAAGCAGCAGAAACAGCAGCAAUUAGCUGUAGUUCAGUCCCUGAGAGAUAUCGAAACACAACUUAAGGAGGUUCUUGAAAUUUUAGGGCUGCUCCUGCCUCUCACCUAUGAGGAGGUUCUUGCAGAGUUUAAGCGAAAGGCAUUGAAGAGAGCUGGGUUGGAGGAAGCUGACAUUUCGAGGCUUAUCGAGGAGAGAGUUCAAGCAAGAGCAAAUAAAGAAUUUGCGAAGAGCGAUCAGAUAAGGGCCGAUUUGACUGCAAAAGGGAUCGCACUCAUGGACUUGGGCAAGGAGACUGUGUGGAGACCCUGCGUCCCUACCUUCCCCCAAGAACCGAACGAUCAACAACAGCCAAAGUCAUCGGCCGCCCAAGAACCGAAUGAUCAACAACAGCCAGAGUCGUCUACCACCCAAGAACUGGAUGAUCAACAACAGCCAAAGUCGUCUGCCGCCCAAGAACUGAAUGAUCAACAACAGCCAAAGUCGUCUGCUGCUCAAGAACCGAAUGGUCAACAACAGCCUAAGACGUCCACCUGAUGGAAUUGUUCCGGUAUACUCUUUUAACAGUUGGUUCCCCGACAUUCAAGGAAUCUCAUCAAUAUAAACUAACUUACUGUGUUUUCACAACAAUUUUUUUUCUUAUAUACCCAUGAGGGGGCAAAAUUAGGUAAAGAAGUUUUUGAGGUUUUAUAAGGACAUUUAGAUCUGAAGUCACGUGGUCCCCCGGCGAAUGUCUUCUAUUUGAACUUCCCCGCACCAUUUGAUGGAUACCGCAAGACGUGUAUUUAGUUCGACAGCAAAGACAGUAUUGGUAUGUCAGUCAAAGACAUUUGUUCCUGAGCAUUAACAUGAAAUGUUUUUCUCGAAAAA
Punica granatum (pomegranate) is the source of this 2254-nucleotide messenger RNA. Lineage: Eukaryota; Viridiplantae; Streptophyta; Magnoliopsida; Myrtales; Lythraceae. The record is from RefSeq and is a predicted model, not a curated record.